Molecule: messenger RNA, 1851 nt
Organism: Glycine soja
Lineage: Eukaryota; Viridiplantae; Streptophyta; Magnoliopsida; Fabales; Fabaceae
Exons: 1
Coding region: 1-1851 (616 amino acids)
Molecular function (GO): protein binding
Source: RefSeq, a predicted model, not a curated record
AUGUCUAUUCGAACAAAUCGCUUUAAAGCAGUGGAUAGAGUGUUGAAGGAUCUGGAGAGAGUAGAAAAAGAAGGGAAAUUGAAUGAUUUGAAGUCUGAGUUGAACAAGAUAAAGGAGGUGUUUUUGAAGGUGAAGGAGAAUGAAGAAGAACUCCUUGACACGUUAGCGGUUGUGGAUGGCUAUAUUCGCAACAAAAACAUAGCUAAGUUGAGGGAAGAGGAGGGACACUUUUGCCAGAAAAUAUGGAAUUCAACUCUAAAGUUGCUGCCAGCUGCUCAUCAUGCUCAAGCUGCUGCCUCAUCUGGACAAUCAUCUCAUCAUGCUCAAGCUGCUGCCUCAUCUGGACAAUCAUCUCAUCAUGCUCAAGCUGCUGCCUCAUCUGGACAAUCAUCUCAUCAUGCUCAAGCUGCUGCCUCAUCUGGACAAUCAUCUCAUCAUGCUCAAGCUGCUCUCCCAUCUGGACAAUCAUCUCAUCAUGUCACACCACUCCCUUCUUCCACCACUCCACAACUUCAUCAGGAGGAGGACUUGCAAAUUAUUAAGGACUAUUAUAACAGCCUUGGUCGUUUUGACAAACGUUGCUUCUCAUCUCUCUUGCAGUUUCCUGAAAAUGCUGUUUUCAAGAGAAGGGAAAUCUCUUUCUGGUUCUCUCCGUUUGACCAAGUGGUUGAUCCUCUUUUGGAGGGUAAAGUAAUUGUACCCCAUGGUAAUGGCAAGUCUCCCAUUGCGAGUAAAUUUAAAAUUAAUCCGUUGCUCCGUCACAAGUCACUAAGUCCAUUGUUUCAAAAUGAGCAACUGCCGAUUUGUGGUUAUUAUUCACAAAUAAAGACCUCAUCUUCAUCUCCUGCCAGUGAUAUUGGGUAUGAACGUUUAGUACUUGACCAACGUAAAAUUAAAUUAAGUGAUGGCUUUGGCUUUAAAUCUAACCGUUGCUAUUAUAUUUAUAAUGUUGGUGCAAGUUAUCUUAAUUUUGGACCCGGAUGGAUGGCCAAAAUGAAGGAUUUGCUGGUGCUUCAACUUGGUCGUUGGACGAAAGAUUCACCAAAACAUCAUAUUGAAGUGGACAGUGAAGAAUUCCUCAAGGAGUUGAGUGGUCACGAGUAUUUGUUCUGUCUUAGCCUUCGAGGGAUAUCAAGAAUAUUCGAGCUUCCACCUUCCAUCGUAAAAAUUGAGAGCCUAGAAACUCUAGAUCUCAAGGCCUGUCACAAUCUAGAAACGCUACCUAGUGAUAUUUCAUCAUUGCGAUGGCUCCGGUAUUUGAAUUUGUCAGAGUGCUACUUGUUGGACAGAAUGCCAAAGGGGAUUCAGAACCUGACUUGGCUUGAGGUACUGAAGGGAUUUGUAUUAGGUAGUUCUAGCAAGACUCCCUGCAGAAUAUCUGAUAUUGCUGCAAGAUUGAAAAGACUAGAGCGACUCAGCAUACGUAUAGGAAGUGGGGCCGUGAUCCAAGAAGGCGAGUUUGAAAGCUUGGAAAAGUUGCGUAGACUUGAGCGUCUAAAAAUAUCAUGGGGUGUAUUUGACACAAGGUACAUUGAUAUUCAGAUAAGUGUGCCUUCAAGUUUGAAAAAGUUGCAUCUUGAAGGCUUUCCUGGCCAAAAUAUUCCAGAAUGGUUGAAGCCUAGCAAACUACCUCAAGAAUUGGAAUUGAGAGAGCUACAUAUAACAGGAGGAAAACUCAAAAGUUUGGAUCAUGGUGAAAAUAAUGAUUGGGGUGUGGAGAUGGUGUAUCUCAAGUACCUAAAGUAUUUGGAUGUUGACUUGGAACAUUUGCGAAAGUUGUUUCCUUCUCUAAGGUACGUAGAAAUAAAACAAAUCUUAAACCAGCCAUACCUUGAAUGGAGCAUUAAUUGA